CUGCCAUGAGAGCUGAGCACCAGGUCACCAGCCCCCCCCCCUUUUGCAGUUGAUGGAUCUGCAGCUGGUCCAGAGAUGACAGACAGCGUCAGGGCCUUCCUCUGCAAUGUUGCGACGGGGAUCAAGGACUCCAUAUUGGGGAUCGGAACAAUCUCCAAGCUGGAUGCUCGCAUUCAGCAGAAAAGAGAAGAGCAGCGGAGGAGAAGGGCCAGUGGGGCCCUGGCACAGAGAAGGGCACAGAGUGAGGAGCGCAAACCGGACAAUGAACCCAAAGUAGCCAGCAGGAUUUUUCAGUGUUGUGCCUGGAAUGGGGGAGUGUUCUGGCUCAGUCUCUUUCUCUUCUACCGGGUGUUUAUCCCACUGCUGCAGAGUCUCACAGCAAAAAUUAUUGGUGACCCCUCCCUACAUGGCAAUGUGUGGUCCUGGUUAGAGUUCAUCCUGACCUCCGUCUUCAGUGCUCUCUGGGUUCUCCCUCUGUUUGUCCUCAGCAAGAUAGUCAAUGCCAUCUGGUUCCAGGAUAUCGCUGACCUAGCAUUUGAAGUGUCUGGCUGUAAAGCUCAGCCAUUCCCCAGUGUCAGUAAGAUCAUCGCAGAUAUGCUUUUUAACCUCCUCCUCCAGGCACUCUUCCUCAUUCAGGGUAUGAUCGUUAGCCUCUUCCCCAUCGACGCCAUUGGACAGAUGGUGAGCCUCCUCCACAUGUCUCUGCUCUAUUCCCUGUACUGCUUUGAGUAUCGCUGGUUCAACAAUGGCAUUGAGAUGCACCAACGGCUUUCCAAUAUUGAGAGGAACUGGCCCUAUUACUUUGGCUUUGGUUUACCCAUGGCGCUGCUCACUGCCCUGCCCUCCUCAUACAUAAUCAGUGGCUGCUUGUUCUCCAUCCUCUUCCCUCUGUUCAUCAUCAGCGCUAAUGAGGCCAGGACGCCAACAAAGCUGUACCACUUCCAGCUGCGUCUCUUCUCCCUUGUUGUGCUGAUCAGUAACAAGCUUUUCCACAAGACGGUCUACCUGCAGUCCUCGCUGACGUCAUCCAUCUCCUCAGAGAGGCUGUCCACGCCUCACACCUCCCCGACCCGUCAGAGAAUUCUGCCCACCCAGUGAUCCAUCCACUUGAAGGAGAUGAGACAGCAACUGAUGAGUGGCUUCACUCAGUGUAGAAAAAGUGAUUACUUUUAGAAGGAUUGUCCUCAAUGAAGUUGACUGUGUGGUUUAGGACAAAGGAUUUACAGUACAUGUUUUAUCUAAUCUCUGCCCUGUUGAUUAUUCAUUUGCAGCAGACACAUUUUCAGUGUGAUACAAAACUGAAGACUGCCCUGUGCCUCACACUCAAAACACAUUAUAUACUCAGCUGUUGACUUUUAUUCUUUUAUUAAUUUUCUUUCAUUAUUUUUUCUGUAAUGUGCCAUUUGAGCAACUUUAAUAAAUUUCAGUACAAGAAAUUAUGUAGUGAUAAUGUUUAAGCAAAGUUUUGACUAAAGGAUUUUUUUAACUUUGAAAGGGGUUGUUUGCAUUCAGAAGUGAAAUGGUCUUGUUUGCCUACAGUACAUGUUUUCUUGAUGUUGCAAGUCACAUUCCUUCCUCGCAGAUCGAAUGCUUUCUUGCACAUGGAAAUAUGGCAAGUUCUGGUGUCCAAGCAGUUCUAGGGAAAACCCUGUACAGGUAAAAAGUGAGGAUGAUUUUUAUCCUGUUACAGCUUUGUUUUUAGUAGAAUUUACAAAUCAGCAAGGUGCUGCCGUAAAAAUGAUUGGUGACCUUAGUAAUGGAAGCUUAAUAACAAAGUCACUCUUGUUGUGUGGUGACUAAAGGUUUGAUUGGUGUGGCAUCCUGAAUUAAAAUGUCACUUCACUGUCUGAUGUGAUGCAAAUCACAAGGUGACACCAGCAGAGGAAGAGCUGUCUUAGUGUUUUCAGUCUGUGUGACUUUAGUAGGUGAUGGGGGAGAUGACACAGCCAAACUGCUGUAUUAAUGUUUUGUUAGUUUAAUUUGACCACUACAAUUCUAAGCUCUGUAAUAAAGGAAGGAGUCCUGUAGUUGAAGUCUUUAUAUCUUAACAAAUAGCCUUGACCUGCUUGCUCUUGGUUUCCUUCUGAGAGCUAAAGCAAAUAUAACUGAUUCCUUAGGAUCACUGGCUGUUUGGAUUUGUGCUGUACAUAGUAUUAAUACAUUCUGAAUGUUCAACCAGAAGCCCACCACCAUGCAACGACCUAGUCACCAAAUCUUUGCUUGCUCAUCAGAGCUUGUGGCCAUGGGAGGGGCCAUGAUUUUAAAACCCUGUGCAAUUAUUAUAAGAAGAGCAUAGUGUUUGUGUAGACUGAUGUUUGUGAGUGAGAUUUUGUGAAAGUAAUAUGUAUAAUUUCAAUAAAAUUGGUCAGUAUUUAAAAUGUUUGUUCACUCUUCAAGAGUUUGAAGCCAUGGUACCGAUUAGACAGGAAUUAAUAGAUCAGUGCAAAGCCUUUACACUGAUGGACUGACUGAUUAAAGGGGAUCAGAUGGGACAGUUUGAGUUGGUUUGAGACCCCGCAGAGAAGGCAAUCACAUUUCAAAUUACUAAAAUAUGAAUGUGUUGAAUGUUGUGCUACCUGUAUCCCUAUGUGCCAUUCAGUAUAAUACAGUCCCAUUUCCAAAAUCUUUGGGAUGCUGUGUAAAUAA
This is a messenger RNA of Monopterus albus (swamp eel), 2646 nucleotides long. It is a transcript of the gene ei24, whose product is annotated as EI24 autophagy associated transmembrane protein. Gene Ontology annotation, biological process: macroautophagy. NCBI's taxonomy places the organism in Eukaryota, Metazoa, Chordata, Actinopteri, Synbranchiformes, Synbranchidae. The record is from RefSeq and is a predicted model, not a curated record. Bases 76 to 1098 code for a protein of 340 amino acids. Gene Ontology annotation, cellular component: endoplasmic reticulum. The transcript is spliced from 10 exons.